Messenger RNA from Penicillium canariense, 1995 nucleotides. RefSeq lists its product as uncharacterized. The coding region runs from base 1 to 1995 and encodes 664 amino acids. The transcript is spliced from 3 exons. NCBI's taxonomy places the organism in Eukaryota, Fungi, Ascomycota, Eurotiomycetes, Eurotiales, Aspergillaceae. The record is from RefSeq and is a predicted model, not a curated record.
AUGGCUUACGAUGGGUAUCAUGCAUCCUCGAACCCCUAUCAGCCGGGUAACAUGAACUUGAACGCAAAUCCGAGCGAUCCUCAUGGCUACUCGCCCACGCCGCCGUACCCGUCGAGCAACUAUGAGCCCGAUCGCCUCAGUAUGCCUCAGCCGCAGAUGCCUCCGCCCGCCUCGUCGCACCAGUACAUGGAGCCCUAUUCAGAGACACCCCGACCGCAGAAUCUGGGGCAAGGCAACGGGAACCUCAGCGACGCUGUCAGCUCUGCCGUGCACGAUGCGCACUCGUCCGAGUACUUGUCUCCAGACGUCCUGAGCCAGAUCACCGCGACCGUCAUCCAGCAACUGAAAGCCACCGGCCUGGGCAACAUCCAGGGCUCCUCCUCCGACGCCCCUCCACCGCGACCACUGUCGCAGCAGCCCCCAUGGCCAGCUGCGCCGGAUAUGGCGCCUCGCCCACAGUCCGAGUCGCCGCCGAUUGCAUCCCAGAGAGGCGGUUCGAUCCCACCCGGCAACCCCAUGUCUAACAGUUUCGAGUCCAUACAUCCAUAUACAGCCCCUCAAGCAUCAGGGCCCUCAGGAUAUGCGAGUGAUACCCGUGAUACACGUCCAACUCCUAAGCCGUCCCCAGAACCGCCACACCGCAGGCGCGAAUCGAUGUCUAGCCACGGAAGCCAGAAAGUGGACGCUCGGCCGAAGCCGCCGUCAAGAGAUGCGACGGUGGUGGAGAUGACUACGCUUGAGCGAAUCUGGGGGAAACUGUUCGAGGAUGGGAAGCCGACGAAGAGGUUGGGGCAGUUCCUGCGUGGCAUUGCUAUGCACUUGAUUGAGGAUUAUCCGCCAGGAAAUACCAUCGUUAUUCUUCCAAAUCAGCUUCAAAAGUUCUACGCAGACACUCAAGUAUCGUGGGACCCUUACCCGUGGCAAGAUAUCUUCGACGACCGAACAUCCUCGAUCUCAAGGCUGUUCCGUGAGGUGAAAGCUCAGCACCACCUUGUCCAGCUCGACGAUCUCACGGAGCGACCCGACAUCCCGGGCCUGACCCCCAAGGGCUUCGAAAUAUGGGCCACAAUCAUGAUCCUAGCACACCCGGAGCGCGAAUACGAGCGCCUGCAAAAGGCGGUCCUCAACAUGCCCAUCAGCAACCCGGACGACAAGAAAGAGCGCUUCCCCAAGGAGAUCCCGCGCCGGUUGUUCCCCGAGGUUGCAGACCUGAAACUGCGACAGGAGGUCGAGGACCACAUCAUGAGGCAUUGCGGCGUUGAUCUUCCCCGCAUCACCGACGAGGAGCGUUCUCAAGCGACCCGCACGAAGAAGCCCGCGCCCUCUAAGCUGGACACCUCCAAGCUGGACCCCUCCGAGGCCGCAAACAUCACGCCCUCGUCGACAAACCGUUCGCGAUCAUAUGAACGGGGCCGGCCUCCACCAUCGGCUCCGUCACCCUCCGCCGUGAUCGACGAUGAGGACGAGCCCACUCCCUCGAGACCGAUCGAGCGCGAGAGAAAACCGUAUUCUGCGCAGCCUGGCGGAGGCAAGACGUACAGUGAACCAGGCCACAAUCACAGCCGCACUGGCUCCUCUACAACGGGUCGCCCGGCAGACAUUCCUAGCUCGACUACAAGCCACCGACAUUCAACCUCAGAUAAAUACGACCGCGACUCGCUUUACUCUGCCCGCUCGGGCUCUGGUCCAGGGCCGGCCCGCAGGCGAUACUCAAGGGGAUCACGUAGUUCGUCUCGCAGCAUGAACCACGAGUAUAGACACUCGGAAAGUGACUUGCUAGGUCGCGACCCCGUUCCUCGACAGGGUGGUGUUUCUACCGGGGACCUGUACACGGAGUCGCCAAUCUCGAUCUCACCCGAUGAGGAUGUCCGCCGAUAUAGAGAACACCACCCACAUCACCGUGGCGGAAGCCGCGCCGGCGAGGAGGAGUACUACCGUGGAAUGCUGGGUGGACAGGGCGGCGGGCCUGUCCAUGAUCACAAGCGGUACCACUGA